ACUUACUACGAGCAUUCCAAGUGGAACUCUGUGUUAAACAGUUUUUUUUUUUUGGCAAUUAACUUUUAUGACUGCAGUUAAGGUUGAGGAAACAAAUGCACAAAUUCAUUAAAUGUGUUAAUUUAAGUGCAACAAAUCAGCAUUAGCCCCCGUAGUUUCAAUUUACAUGAAUGUCGCAUUUUCAUAAUUCAACGAUUGCAACCAACGCCAACGUCAGCAAAAAGUUUGAUAUCAACUGUGAAGGCAGCGCAGUGUGAAAAUCAGUUUAAAGACGGUUGUUAAUUGUCACCAUGGCUAGCCCCAGAACACGUCGAGUGCUGCAAGAGCUGAAACCUCAGGACGAGAAUUCGAAAUGUUUCGAGUGUGGCACCCACAAUCCUCAGUGGGUGUCCGUUACCUACGGCAUUUGGAUAUGUCUGGAGUGUUCUGGCAAGCACCGCAGCCUGGGCGUUCACCUGUCGUUCGUUCGCUCCGUAACAAUGGAUAAAUGGAAGGACAUUGAGCUGGAGAAGAUGAAAGUCGGCGGUAAUCGCAAUGCUCGUGAAUUUCUAGAAGAUCAGGAGGAUUGGAACGAGCGUGCGCCCAUAACGCAGAGAUACAAUUCCAAAGCAGCAGCUUUGUAUCGCGACAAGAUAUCAACGCUGGCCCAGGGCAAAAGCUGGAAUCAAAAGGACGCCGAAGCGCGCUUGAAUAGCAACAGUUCGUAUAGCUCCAGCAGCUAUACUUCCAGCUCCAGUAGCACUACGCAGACCCGCGCUAACGCAACAGGUUAUGGUGGCAGCGGCACCGUUGGAGGCUAUCAAAAUGGAGGUGGCGCCUAUAACGAGACUGGCGGCUACCAGCAGUUCCAGACACAGGAGUUCAAAGAUCAGAAGGAAGAGUUCUUUAGCCGUCGCCAAAUGGAGAACGCUUCGCGUCCAGAAAACUUGCCACCAAAUCAGGGCGGCAAAUAUGCCGGAUUUGGGUUUACACGGGAACCACCACCGAAAACACAAUCUCAGGAGCUGAUAGACUCCACGCUGACCACAUUGGCAUCGGGCUGGAGCCUGUUCUCUUCAAAUGCUUCCAAGUUGGCAAGCACUGCCAAGGAAAAAGCCGUAACUACAGUCAAUUUGGCUUCGACCAAGAUUAAAGAAGGCACCUUGCUAGAAACCGUUCAGAGUGGGGUUACAGAUGUGGCCUAUAAGGUGACGGAUAUUGGCAAGCGUGGCUGGAGUAAUUUGGCAGGUGGCACCAACACAUCGUCUCAGAGCGGCUACAACGAUCCCAGUCUCGAGGACAACGGCUAUCAACGCUCCCAAUCGGUUGGUGGGAACCUGGCCGGCGGCUUGGGCCAGCAGAGCGGCGUUAGUGACAGUGACUGGGGUGGCUGGCAGGAGAAUGCUAACAACAAAACGCAUCUGACCAGCUCCAGCUCAUAUCAAAAUCAGCUUAACAGCAAUGCCAUCGGCAAAACCAGUGCCGGGCUUACCCAAGACGACGAUUGGGCUGGAUUCAAUACAACAAGUUAUCAGAAUGCGGAGACAUCGUAUCAAAAUACACCGUCUGGUGGUCAAAGCGUUCGCCGCAGCAUGAAGAUGCAGGAGACUUCACAGAAGUUGAGCGAAGGUUUCGACAAUCUGGAUGUGAAAAAUGUGAAACCCAAACCCGCUGCUUCGUUGACUGGCAAAACAAGCGCCGAGGAUGAUGCAUGGGAUUUGUUAAUGAAUUAACAACGGAAGUGAAACAU
Molecule: messenger RNA, 1729 nt
Organism: Drosophila novamexicana
Lineage: Eukaryota; Metazoa; Arthropoda; Insecta; Diptera; Drosophilidae
Gene: ArfGAP1
Product: ADP-ribosylation factor GTPase-activating protein 1
Exons: 5
Coding region: 291-1712 (473 amino acids)
Biological process (GO): regulation of ARF protein signal transduction; regulation of endocytosis
Cellular component (GO): Golgi membrane
Molecular function (GO): GTPase activator activity
Source: RefSeq, a predicted model, not a curated record